This is a messenger RNA of Leptosia nina, 1980 nucleotides long. The record is from the annotation of a GenBank genome assembly. NCBI's taxonomy places the organism in Eukaryota, Metazoa, Arthropoda, Insecta, Lepidoptera, Pieridae.
AUGGCUUGUAACGAAAACGUGAUCAAAAAUAUAGCAAAUGAAAUAGCUAGGAAUUGUGUCGCGCAAAGUAGCGUGACGGUCGAUCCCGAAUUUGUUAUAUAUCUUAUAGAUUUGCUUCUACUUAAUCCUAAGUAUGGAAAAUUGUUUUCCAAGACGAUUAGUAGGAACAACUUGGAGUUCUUCGUUUCGGAAUGCGUCGCCAUGUUGACAAAAUGUGAGACAUCGGUGAACACUCUCAAGAUGCAAUUCACGAUGCAAACUAGUUACGACAAACUGCAGGUGCUGGUGGACAAGCAUUUGGACUCGAUCGACAUUUGCCUGCGUCCGCUCGUCUCUGAGAUCUUGGACGAAGACCCUGAAGAUGAAGCGGCUUUAAAAAAGCUCUUUAGGAAAAUGUCUAUUUACAUAAUUUUGACGAGCGGCCUCGGGAAUCCCGGGAGUAUCGGGACCUUAAAAGAGGGUAUGGCGGCGUUGGAGAGCGUUUUUACUCUCGACGAUCUGAAAGUAUUUGCUUCGAUGCCUCGCGUAGAAAAGUUGGCGCAACUCAAUGAGCUGACGCAGGUCACGUCUGGCGUAAGACUUUUUAAUCGAGACUGCAAGAAUGGUGGUGAAGGGAUACCAGAUUUACCGUUCAACUUAGUGGACGCCGGCAAAGCGUGUCUCUCGUCACUAUCCAAUGCGCUGAUAGCCGUGAUGCAGCGAGUCAACACGCUGACUUCAGCGAUCGCUGACACCGUAUCGAUCCAGGAGGAGACUGGGAAUGUACUUCUCGACCUGCCAGCGAGUUCUAAACUUACCGAGAAUGACUACAAGCAGGUUUUUGAACUGCUGGCUUUCAAUCGACAGUACGAAGUGUACAUUCGUAAGCUUUUAAGUGACGUUGAAUCUCUGGUGCAGAGUGGGACUGCGCAGGUGGACAAGUUCCGGGUCGUGCUCGAAGAGUUGCACGCCGCUGUCAAAUACAAGGCGGCUGUUCCGACUGUUACGGUCUUUCCUCUAUUCUCGAAAGUGUGGCAAGUGUGGCGCUGCAUGCAGAACAUCAUGUACCUGGUGGCCACCGUAAACCGUCUGAUGGGGACGUUGUCUCUUAUCCAAGAGCAGAUGAAGAUCCCCGUUCCUCUGGUGCAGAGCAUGCUGCAGGGCCGCGCCGUGACGUCAGACCAGGACAGGGUCAGUCGCGUCAGCGUCGAGGAUCGGAUAUCGCUCGGCUCCUUUAAGAACUUCGUGGCGUAUACCGACAGUACUAUGUCGUUGAAGGAGAGAAAUGUCAAGAUGCUCCAGCCUCUAUCGAUAGAUCAGUUUCUAGGCUUCUGCGCGGUCUGUCUGGGCGUCGGCGCGCUUAUUCCCAGCAACAUGAAGAUAGGCCUUAUCAAGAGCAAGGGCGACAAGUACGGAUUCUGUUCAGUUAAAAUGGCCGCACGAUUCAGUCGUGAUCCGCAGAGAUACGUCAACGAAGUACUGGAGUAUUCCCGAAACAAUCCGCACCUUAUCAAUUUGCUUAACAUAGCAUCAGCCGUGAAUGCAGUCAAGGACAUUCAACUUCUGGUCACGAGGAUUGAGCCCAAAACGAAAGUAAUGGACAAGGAUAUACAGACCGAGACUCAUCCCGUCGAAGGAUAUAUCGAGAAGAACUACACCUGGGACCUCUGGGAGUGGAAACGACGCGCUUGCCAAUGGGCGAAUAUAGUGAACUGUCAAACACAUUCCACUCAAACGAACUACAGUCACCUCCGUUCCGAAAUACACUGUCAGACGGUGGAACCGCGGAAUAAAUGUCUUCAGACCAAACAGGACUGUGGGGUCAACACCACCCCCAAUGGCGUGUUCCUAUGGGGUCUACGCGGCCAGUUGGGGUGCGGGCAACACUCUAUGCCCCUGACUGAAAUCGACACGGAGAAAAAUAAAGCGAAAGUGAUCAGCGUUUGCACGUGGCCGUGCAUUACAAAUGGCGGAGUUACAAGCGAACCCGAUAUGGGCUAG